Gekko japonicus is the source of this 788-nucleotide messenger RNA. Its product is annotated as fumarylacetoacetase-like. The annotation marks the transcript as partial. The record is from RefSeq and is a predicted model, not a curated record. The transcript is spliced from 7 exons. Lineage: Eukaryota; Metazoa; Chordata; Lepidosauria; Squamata; Gekkonidae. Gene Ontology annotation, biological process: homogentisate catabolic process; L-phenylalanine catabolic process; L-tyrosine catabolic process. Gene Ontology annotation, molecular function: fumarylacetoacetase activity.
GCAUUCUUUGUGGGCCCUGGAAACAGACUUGGGGAGGCGAUUCCCAUCCAUGAUGCUCACAAACACAUCUUUGGGAUGGUUCUAAUGAACGACUGGAGUGCUCGUGACAUUCAGAAGUGGGAAUAUGUUCCUCUGGGCCCAUUUUUGGGCAAGAGCUUUGGUACGACCAUCUCUCCAUGGGUGGUCACAAUGGAAGCUCUGCAACCAUUUGUGCUGCCAAACCCCAUCCAGGAUCCCAAACCUCUGCCCUACCUCUGUGAUGACCAGCCUUAUACAUUUGAUAUCAACCUCUUUGUUUCUAUUAAAGGGGAGGGAAUGAGCAAGCCGGCUACUAUCUGCAGUUCAAACUUUAAGCAUAUGUACUGGACCAUGAAACAGCAGCUAGCUCACCACACCAUCAAUGGCUGCAACCUCAGGCCUGGAGAUCUCCUGGCCUCUGGAACCAUCAGCGGACCUGAUCCCGAGAACUUUGGUUCCAUGUUGGAAAUGUCUUGGAAGGGAACAAAAUCAAUUGACCUUGGGAAUGGCCAGUCCCGUAAAUUUCUGCAAGAUGGGGAUGAAGUCAUCAUAACAGGCUACUGUCAAGGACAUGGUUAUCGAGUUGGCUUUGGGGAGUGUUCUGGAAAAGUGCUCUCAGCCAAACUGAUUUGAGUAUCUUCUUUCAAGGGUAUCCAAGAGGAAAUGGAGGCAGGAGACUUCCUUUCUUAGUGUUUUCUUCCUGUUUGUGACAUUAUGGUACAAAAUAAUGUUGUUGUUUUCCUCUGUUUUUAAGCCAUUAAAUCUUUGUA